Pipra filicauda (Wire-tailed manakin) is the source of this 1593-nucleotide messenger RNA. RefSeq names its product centrosomal protein 19 (gene CEP19). NCBI's taxonomy places the organism in Eukaryota, Metazoa, Chordata, Aves, Passeriformes, Pipridae. Gene Ontology annotation, cellular component: ciliary basal body; centrosome; spindle pole. Gene Ontology annotation, biological process: trans-Golgi to periciliary membrane compartment transport; microtubule anchoring at centrosome. The transcript is spliced from 3 exons. Bases 156 to 647 code for a protein of 163 amino acids. The record is from RefSeq and is a predicted model, not a curated record.
CUUUGCCUCCAGGGCCGCCGUAGCCAUGGCAACCGGGCGGGGGAGGAGGAGGAGGAAGAAGCAGCAGCGCCUUCCUGCCCGGCCCUGCGGCCGCCCGAGUGAGGUUCACCAUUGCUGAGGAUUCUGAUGAGGCCACUCCCAGCACCAGGACCGGGAUGAGUUUCACUGCACAGAAGUGCGGGGUCUGCUUCCAGCCCCCAUCCAUCGUCCUCAUCUACAGAGACCACAGCCAGGAUAAGACCCGCCGGCGCAUCAUGCCCGUCAGGAAUUUCUCCAGGUUCUCAGACUGCAGCAUGGCUGCCGAGCAGCUGAAGAACAACCCUCGGCACAAGCCCUACCUGGAAGGGGUCUCGCUGCAGCAGCUCCAGAAGCUCUACAGUUUGCUGAGAGGUCAUCUGGAAGGAGAGAGCCUGGCUGAGAGCUUGGAAAAGUUUCGGCAGGAAGAGACCAUUGACCCAGAGGAGGAUAUGAACAAACUAGAUGACAAGGAACUAGCCAAGAGGAAGAGCAUCAUGGAUGCGCUCUUUGAAAAGAACAGGAAGAAGAAGGAUGACCCCGAUUUCAUCUAUGACGUUGAGGUGGAGUUCCCACAGGAUGAGCAGCUGGAGUCCUGUGGCUGGGACCUGGAGUCAGAUGAAGAAAUCUGAUUCCAGAUUUCUGUCCCAGCAGAGAGGAUGAUGUCAGUGCCACACAGAACUGAUGCACAUUGGCUACAGAGAAUCCUGGACCACAGCAGUCCCAGGGUUAAGGGAGCUUUGUUUAAGAAGCCAGACUUGAUGAAAUGGAAACCGGGCAGCUGAAAUUGUUGGGUGGUUUUAGUCUUUUCCUACAUAAAAGAAUUUAUUUAAUCUUUCAAUUUUUUUUUUACAUUUCAGUCAGCUUUGGCUGAAAAUGAAGUGUUAAAUAUUCAUGUCCUGAAAGCACUGUUAAAGCUGCAUUGCACAAGUAGAGUGUUUCUUAUUGCCUGCUGAGAAGUUAAAUAUAUAUCAUUCUUUCUGGAUGCAUCAACAGUGCAUCAACAGUGCACUGAGGAUAUUACUCUCACAUUUCCUGAAAAAUGCUUAAAUCUCCAGUUUUAGCUUACAUGAAUAUAAAUAUUUAAGAAAAGGAAUAUCUAGAAAAUGAAUUAGUCUUGAAAGCACUUCUGAAAACACAGUGAUUUCAAAUUGCUGCAAUGGGGUGGUUGGUUCCUUACACUGCUGGAUGAUGCUUUCUUAUAAGUGCUCAAUUCUGGGAGAAUGUGCUUAAAGUAUCCAAAAAAAAUAGAGUGGUAGAAAGUCAAAGGCUGGGCUUUAGAGUAAAACAAAACCUUUACUCAUCCCACUGAAGCUUUUAUUCCCACUGUCUACCUCAGCUGGUCUCUCCUGCAACAACUGGAGGACUAAGUUUAGGAUUUUUUAGGAAAUUGCACAACUCCAAAAGCUUCUCGAGUUUCAGCUUUCCAAACCCAGGCAGCUGUGAGGGCUGUGGGUGAGAUGGGCCUUCAUCCUGAGCUGUUGCCUGAGGUAACUCAGAGGAGUUGUAAAUGGCCUCCCAGACUAGUUCCUGCCUUCCUUCUUGCAACCACAAACUAAAUAAAACAUGUUAAAUUUA